Messenger RNA from Didymodactylos carnosus, 3156 nucleotides. The record is from the annotation of a GenBank genome assembly. NCBI's taxonomy places the organism in Eukaryota, Metazoa, Rotifera, Eurotatoria, Philodinida, Philodinidae.
AUGGCUCUAGAACUGAAGUUGCAUAGUCCUGCUGGUGAACCCUGCGCCGUUUUUACCUGGCCCCUUGAAAAACCCGAAACUAAAAAAGACGGCGUUUUUGUCGGUGGAGAUGAAAUCGUCAAGACAAUUCAGCUUGUGUGCGAGGAUUAUCCACAGUUAUAUCAACAAAACUUAUGUUUGGACAAUUGCGAUAUCCACUCAUUUCAAAAAAUGAAAGAACUGUGUGAUAAAUAUAACAAAAUUAUUGAUACGUUAAUUCGAUUAAAUCGUGGAACUGAAGCUUUUUCAGCUCGAUUCCAGCAGCGUGCCAGUCAGAAAUUAUUCAAACAUAUAUUACAACAAGUUUACACACGUGCUGUCACUAAUCCAGAAAAACUAAGAACUUAUGAGCCAUUUUCACCAUCGGUUUAUGGAGAGACAUCGGUUGAUUUAAUUGAUAACAUUAUUAAGAUCAUUGAUUUGAGAAAAGAUGAUACAUUUAUAGAUCUCGGUAGCGGUGUUGGAAACGUCGUACUCCAAAUCGCGGCACUUACGGAUUGUAAACACGUCUAUGGAAUCGAGCACGAAGAAAUACCAGCGAAAUAUGCGGAAGCUAUGGAAUCAGAGUUUCGAUUUUGGAUGAGAUGGUAUGGUAAAAGAUUUUCAGAUUUUCAACUAGAACGUGGCGAUUUUCUCCUUCACGAGAAAAUAAAUGAUCGUAUUAAAGAAGCCGAUGUUAUUUUCGUUAACAAUUUUGUAUUUGGUGCAAAUGUUGAUCAUGAAUUGAAGCUGAAAUUUAUGAAUAUGAAGGAUGGAGCCAAAAUUGUAUCAUCGAAAGAAUUUUGCUCAAUUGAUUUUCGUCUAAAUGAUCGAACAAAAAAUGAUAUUGGAGCAGUGAUGCAAGUUAGUAAACCAGAUGAACUAUAUGGCAAAGUAUCGUGGUCAGAUAAAAGUGUUCACUAUUUUCUACAUACCAUUGAUCAUAAAAAAUUGGCAAAAUAUUAUGAAGAUAAAAAACGACCACAAAGUACAAAAGUAUCAAAACCAAGACUUAACACUAACGGAGAGGACGAAAAUUCCUUGAGUUCGACAUCGAACAAUUCCCCGACUUCUUCAUGCUCGUCGAAAUCAUCACCUAAAAUCGUCAAAUUAAAGUCAACUAAUGCCACAAAAUCAUUGAAACAUGAUGAAAAUAAACCACCGAUUAGUAAAAAGCGAAAAAUUCAAGUACCAUUGACAUCUGUCACAACAAGUUUGCGAAAAACGUCAACAGUCACACGAAAUCGUCGAAAACCGGACAAAUUUUGUUCUGAAGAUGAAGAUAUUGAAGACGAUGAUUUUGACUUGAGUAUGGAUGACGAUUUAGAUGACAAUGAACAUCUCAGCACUAAACGGCGAAAAUCAUCGACACAUUAUCGUAACACCUUAGGUGAAUUACAUAAAGCUGCUGAAACCAUGAUAAACCCGACGAAUAACAACAACACUCAUCAUUCAAGUACAAGCACAACAGUUUCAAAUGAAAACCGUUAUAAUUAUCGUGAAAUGACAAAAUUAUCUAAUGAUAAUUUAGAAUUAAAACAUUUUCGUGAUUUAUGUGUAUUGGAACACGAAGAUCAACGAUUUUCGAAUUUUGUCAAUGUUUAUCUUCAUGAAUAUCGUAAACGUUUAAUUAAUUAUUUUAAUUAUAUGAAAACCGAACAAUAUCAUCAAUACGUAAAGCAGCAGCUAGACGAUGAAAUAGAUUUGAAUAAAUCAUUAAAAGGAAAAAUUGUUCAUUUAGAAAAUUCUAUUGAAACAUUGUUGAACGAAAGUAUUGAAUUAUUAAAAUUACGAACAAAAGAAUUGGGUUUUGAAAAUUUACAAAAACCAGAUGAAUUAAUAACGUAUGCAAAUAAUAUAUCGAAUACACACAAAGAGUUAUGUUGUAAAGUGGCAUCGUUAAAUAAAGAAAUUAAUGAGUUAGAUACUGAAAAUGAAGAAAUGGCAACAUUUUUAAAUGGACUUACACCAAACAGUGGUAUAAAUGAACAGAAUUUAAACAAUGAAGUACAAGAACAGCAACAACAUGUAACUGAACAAAAUUCUCCUGUCCUCAAUAAAAUUCAUAGUCUAAAUAGCAAAGAAACGGGAAAUAAUAAUGGCUUACAGACAGACAACACCUAUUCAUCAUUGUUAGCAAGUAUGAGUGUACAAACACAAUUAGAACGUGAUCGUCAUAAUAAUAAUAACAACAACAACAAUGCGAAUACUAAUCAGAUAUUGGUCGAGCGUAUUACACCCAAUAUGUUAAACGCAACUGAACCAACGUUGACUGUCAAGUCAACAAAAGAAACAAUUUGCGCUGAAAAUACACUACCAUCGAUUGAAAAAAAGCGAAAUGAUAUAUGUUAUUCACCAAUUAGUCCAACAAAUGAAGAGAAAGAUUUAACGGUGACCAUGGAAUUUUUAACUAAUAAGCCACAGAAUAUAGCUCAACGAAAAGAAGAAACAUAUCAAAAUAAUUCAAAAAAAGAACCAUCGAAUAUUGUAUCACCAUUAAAAUUAGUAAAAAUCAAUGAACGGCCCAAAAAUGGUCGACGAUCUCCAUUACGUAGUGCACAAAUUCAAACGUUGUCGGCGAACAUUAAUAAUUUGCUGUCGACGAAAAAAAUUGAACCAGUACAGGUUCAUUCAGUAGUGACUCGCCCUCAUGUUUAUGAUAAUAAAUAUCAACAAGAACACCAAACACUUAAUCGUCAUCAAUUAAAUUUAGCCGAUAAAGUAUCGUUACAUCCAAUCGAUGUUAAACAAGUGUAUCAACAACUCACAAUAACACAACCAAUACUAUCGAAUAAUAUCAAAAUGGAGCAAUUAAAUAUAGCAACAACAUCCUCGCCUAAAAAGAAACGUGAUUAUUUUGGUAAGAGUUCUGGUUCAACAUGUUCAUCUGUGUCUUCAUCUUCAAACGAUAUCGAUCCAGUAUGUUCCACGUCAUUAACAACGAGCGAUAUGUCUAGAAACUAUCAAUCUUUGAAAACCGUAACAAUAGCUAAAAAUAGAAAUCACCAGCAUUCCCUAAAAAAUAAUGUACUAAAAACUCUUGCUAGUGAAAAAGAUUUUACUAGGCCAUCGUCGACACCAUCAUCCUCAUUAGCAGCAGUAACACCGUAUCGACCAAAAUCAAUUCCAUCGAUUUAA